Molecule: messenger RNA, 2523 nt
Organism: Macadamia integrifolia
Lineage: Eukaryota; Viridiplantae; Streptophyta; Magnoliopsida; Proteales; Proteaceae
Product: mitochondrial intermediate peptidase, mitochondrial
Exons: 14
Coding region: 337-2292 (651 amino acids)
Biological process (GO): proteolysis; peptide metabolic process
Molecular function (GO): metalloendopeptidase activity
Source: RefSeq, a predicted model, not a curated record
AACUGCACUCUCAGAAAAACAUUUCCUCCUAGUUUGUUUAUACUGAAUGGUUAGUUUAUAAAAAAAAACUCAACAGAGAGUAAUCCUGAAAUUCGUAUUAUUUCAAAUCGGGUCUGCGUUAUUGGUUAAAAGGUUAGCUACGCGUACACAUACAUGAACACGAACACGAACACGAACACGAACACGGACACGGACGGCUAGGAGAUGAUAGACAGUUGCUAGCGUCCAUGAGCCCAAAACUUCUGUGAGCAGCGAAGAGCAAGAAACCAAACUUUUCAUCGUCUUGAUUAGAGAGGCGGGAAUGCUCUUGCUCACGCCCUAGAGGUUUCCAACACAAUGUCUGCCCUGAAACGCCGAAACGUUCCAAUUGUGGGCUCGAAGCAUCUUCUCUAUCGCACGGUUCGUACCUUCACCACUCGCAGAGACCAUUUCUACGCUGCGGUAGCUCCAGAUAGCGGAGAAACCGGUCUUUAUGGCUUUGAAAUCUUGAAGACACCGAAAGGUUUCCAACGUUUUGUUGACGAAGCAAUCGAGAGAUCAAGCGAACUCAUUUCUUAUGUCUCUGGUAUGCCUUCAUCGACGGAAAUCAUCCGAGCCAUGGACGAGAUAUCAGACACGGUUUGCUCGGUUGUGGAUUCGGCAGAACUCUGUAGAAAUACUCACCCUGAUAGGUUUGUUUCUGAAAAUGAACCAACUUCUUAUGCAUUUGUUUUUAUCAGGUUCAGUGAAAAUAUAGUCAAGGACCCAGGUUCCGUUGAUAUAUUUCCAGCUUCACGUAUCCCACGGCAUAUACAACAUAUUCUUAGGCCCAUUUAUCGAUCCACAUGUGGUACAUCAAAGGAAUCGAUGGGUUCCGUAAAUAACUUUAAAGAAAAGGGAUUUCGGAUAACUACAGACCCGGGUACUCUAUCCUCUGUACUGCAAUGGGCAUCAGAUGAUGAGGUUAGAAAGCAGUCAUACAUCCAAGGAAAUUCUGUUCCACGAGCAAAUCUUGGUGUACUUGAUAAGCUUAUAGCAUCUCGCCAUGAACUUGCACAGAUAAUGGGGUAUAAAUCUUAUGCUGAAUUUGCAGUGCAUCCAAACAUGGCCUCAUCACCAGUGGUUGCUAUGUCUUUUUUGCUUGAUUUGAGCAAGAUUGUCAGGCCCAAGGCUGAUGAGGAGUUUAAAGCAAUAAAAAUUUUUAAGGAGAGUUCUGGUCAUGGUUUUGGAGAUCUAGAGCCAUGGGAUGAGGCCUACUUCACAGGGAUGAUGAAAUCUUCUACAUUCAAACUGGAUUCCUCAGUUGUAGCAUCAUAUUUUCCUCUAUCACAAUGCAUUGAGGGUUUGAAAGUGCUGGUAGAGUCAUUGUUUGGUGCUACAUUUCGCCACAUACCUCUUGCAGCUGGUGAAUCUUGGCAUCCAGAUGUACUUAAAAUGGCACUUCAUCAUCCUGAAGAGGGUGGCCUGGGGUAUCUGUACCUUGAUCUUUACUCCAGGAAGGGGAAGUAUCCGGGUUGUGCUCAUUUCGCCAUCAAAGGUGGGCGUCAAAUAUCCGAGACGGAAUUCCAACUUCCCGUCGUAGCCCUUGUCUGCAAUUUCUCGGCUUCACGUGGUUCAUCAAGUGCAAGGCUUAACCACUGGGAAGUGGAAACUCUGUUUCAUGAGUUUGGGCAUGCUCUUCAUUCUCUGCUUUCUAGAACGGAUUACCAACAUUUUUCUGGUACCAGAGUAGCUCUUGAUUUAGCUGAAACACCUGCAAACCUUUUUGAAUACUAUGCAUGGGACUACCGAGUUUUAAAGACAUUUGCGAGGCACUAUUCGACUGGUGAAGUAAUUCCUCAGAAACUGGUGGAGUCAAUGAAUGGUGCCAGAAAUAUGUUUGCAGCAACUGAGCUGCAGAGGCAGAUCUUUUAUGCCUUGAUUGACCAAACACUUUUUGGGGAACAAUCAUCCUCGUCGAGAGAAACAAUUUCUAUUGUCGCAGACCUGAAAAGUCAAUAUACAAGUUGGAAGCAUGUUGAGGGUACACAUUGGCACACCCGAUUCAAUCACCUUGUAAAUUAUGGGGCAGGAUAUUAUAGCUACCUAUAUGCUAAGUGUUUUGCUGCAUCUAUAUGGAAGGAGGUGUGCUUGGAGGAUCCGCUGUCGAUGGAUGCAGGAUCUGCUCUUAGAGCUAAAUUCUUGCAGCAUGGGGGAGCAAGAGACCCAUCAGAGUUGUUGAAGGAUUUGGUAGGGGAUGGUGUUCUGAGACAUUCUAAUGGAGGUAUAGUUCCCGACAUUGACAGUCUCUGUGAGGAAAUGAAACUCGUUUAAGGUCCCUCUUGUAGCACAUAUGUUUGUUCAGGGAGACUGAGAAAGAUUAAAAGAGCAAGUAUACCACAAUCUGCCACCAAUAUUCUUAUGUUUAGCUGAAAAAUGUUGUAUCCAUUUUGAGUUGUAUUUGUGAGCAUCAUUGAUAAAUGUAUUUUUCUUGAUUUGUGUUCCAAGGAAGAAAGAAGAAAUUCAAGUGAUGGAAUAAAAUUUUGAAGUUUGUUGCAGGCCGAA